Paramecium octaurelia is the source of this 227-nucleotide messenger RNA. The record is from the annotation of a GenBank genome assembly. NCBI's taxonomy places the organism in Eukaryota, Ciliophora, Oligohymenophorea, Peniculida, Parameciidae.
AUGAAUUAGGAACAGAAGACGCAUUUUACUAAAGGAGGUAAACUUAAAUUGUCCAUCACUAUUCUGAAAAUUACUCAUUUAAGGCUCCUUUCUUUUAAUUCUAAACUAAAAUAUUCCAUCCAAGUAUUAAAGAAAAAGGUGAGUUUUUGUGAGGAUAUGUUUGAAACCUAGGUAUUUAAUUCAACCAAUAUUAGGAAUUAUGGUAAUUAACCAAAACAGUAAGAUGA